Molecule: messenger RNA, 816 nt
Organism: Gracilinanus agilis (Agile Gracile Mouse Opossum)
Lineage: Eukaryota; Metazoa; Chordata; Mammalia; Didelphimorphia; Didelphidae
Gene: CENPK
Product: centromere protein K
Exons: 9
Coding region: 1-816 (271 amino acids)
Biological process (GO): mitotic sister chromatid segregation; kinetochore assembly
Cellular component (GO): nucleus
Source: RefSeq, a predicted model, not a curated record
AUGGCAGUAAAUCAACAAAAUCUAACUCCAGAUGAUAUUGAGAAUGAAGAAUAUAUUGUGGAUAGGAAAGAUAAACUUAUUGAAGAAUGUGAAGAGUUAUGGAAACAGAUGGAAAAAUGUCAGCAGGAGAUAGCACUGGCUGGAGGUGAAAGACUUAACCAUUCCAAUGGUCAGCUAACAUUAUUAAUGAUGCGAGUAAAGAGUCUAACAGCAGAAUGCAAUCAAUGGCUGGAAAGAACUCCCGACAUAAUCCCAUUGAAUCCAGAAAGUCUAGUAGUACUAGGAAAAGAUGAGUUAAAGAAAUUAGACCAUAAUCUUGGAAUGCUACUGUCCACGGUUCAGUCAAAGAACCAGAAACUAAAGGAAGACUUAACGAGAGAGCAACAGUGGUUGGAUGAGCAAGAAGAGCUAGUAGCAUCUCUCAGUGAAAUAUGUAAGGAACGAAAAAAUCAAGUAAUACCAUUUUCUGAGAAAAGGACUUUUUUUGAAAUGAAAACUAAACUGACUAAAGUACAAAGCUAUAGAGAGAAACUCUUGACCUCUCUGGUUGAGUUUCUAGACAAGCAUUUUCCUCUCCCUGAAGAAAAUGGAAAUAAGAAGAGAAAAAGAGAGUGUCAGCAAACUGCACAACUAAUGACACUGCAUGAAAUUUUAGAGGUUCUUAUAAAUAGCUUACUUCAGUCUCCACAUGAUCCAUACAUAAAAAUUACUGAUUCCUUUUGGCCACCUUAUAUUGAGCUGCUGCUGCGUAGUGGAAUUGCACUUAGACAUCAAGAUGAUCCAAACCAAAUUCGAUUAGAAGCGUUUCAUCAGUAA